AUGCGUCAUGCUGACCAGCCUCGAAGCACAGUGCACACCACGCAGCGCAGCCGAGCUCGAGCCAAUGAAGGAGGUGAUCCCACAGCCAGGCCAUCAAGUCGUGCUGACCAGCCUGGAAGUGCAAUUCAUCGCAAUCAAUCUCAACGCUCAGCCAUCAGAGGAGAUCUUAGAGAAAGCAGCCGUCGACAGCAGAUCAGAGGCCAGAGGCUGCACCGAUCCCGCUCCAGAUCCGCCAGAGCAGAGCUGGCUUUCUCUGUGAGUCACGUGGAGCACCACCUGCGGGAGGGCCACUAUGCCCGGAGGCUGAGCGAGUCUGCCGCCGUCUACAUGGCAGCCGUGAUUCAGUGCCUGACGUCCAAGGUACUGGAGCUGGCAAGAAAGGAGGCCCACAACAGGGGCUGCAGGCGCAUUACCCCCCAGUUCGUGGACAUGGCCAUCCACAACAACUCGCUGCUCUGCGGCCUCCUAGGCUCCACCACCAUCUCCCUGGUGUCCCCCGGCUGCUAG
Molecule: messenger RNA, 507 nt
Organism: Sorex araneus (European shrew)
Lineage: Eukaryota; Metazoa; Chordata; Mammalia; Eulipotyphla; Soricidae
Product: histone H2A-Bbd type 2/3
Exons: 1
Coding region: 1-507 (168 amino acids)
Cellular component (GO): nucleosome
Molecular function (GO): DNA binding; structural constituent of chromatin; protein heterodimerization activity
Source: RefSeq, a predicted model, not a curated record